Myotis brandtii (Brandt's bat) is the source of this 2171-nucleotide messenger RNA. It is a transcript of the gene GTF2E1, whose product is annotated as general transcription factor IIE, polypeptide 1, alpha 56kDa. The coding region runs from base 120 to 1436 and encodes 438 amino acids. Gene Ontology annotation, cellular component: transcription factor TFIIE complex. Gene Ontology annotation, biological process: transcription open complex formation at RNA polymerase II promoter; transcription initiation at RNA polymerase II promoter. NCBI's taxonomy places the organism in Eukaryota, Metazoa, Chordata, Mammalia, Chiroptera, Vespertilionidae. The transcript has 5 exons. The record is from RefSeq and is a predicted model, not a curated record.
UCUUUGUCGCACGAAUGGCGAGGCUCGCUGGAGCCGGUAGUUGAGGCGCUGAGGGAAGCUGUAGUGCCAGUGUUCGAGGAUUCGCCUGGUACAUUUAAAGUUGAAGUUUGCCGCUAAAGAUGGCAGACCCAGAUGUCCUCACCGAGGUUCCUGCAUCAUUGAAGAGGUUAGCCAAGUAUGUGAUCCGGGGCUUCUAUGGCAUUGAGCAUGCUUUGGCCUUGGACAUCUUGAUCCGGAACCCCUGUGUGAAAGAGGAGGAUAUGUUGGAGCUGCUCAAGUUUGAUCGGAAGCAGCUUCGUUCAGUUUUGAAUAAUUUAAAGGGAGACAAGUUCAUCAAAUGCAGAAUGAGAGUAGAGACUGCUGCAGAUGGGAAAACCACUCGCCAUAACUACUACUUUAUCAAUUAUCGUACUCUUGUUAAUGUGGUAAAAUAUAAAUUGGACCACAUGAGAAGGAGGAUUGAAACUGAUGAGAGAGAUUCCACCAACCGGGCUUCCUUCAAAUGUCCUGUCUGUUUUAAUACUUUUACAGAUUUAGAAGCUAAUCAGCUCUUUGAUCCCAGGACAGGAACUUUCCGCUGCACUUUUUGCAAUACAGAGGUAGAAGAAGAUGAAUCAGCAAUGCCCAAAAAAGAUGCACGCACACUUUUGGCAAGGUUUAAUGAACAAAUUGAGCCCAUUUAUGCUUUGCUUCGGGAAACAGAGGAUGUGAACUUGGCCUAUGAAAUACUUGAGCCAGAACCCACAGAAAUACCAGCCCUGAAACAGAGCAAAGACCGUGCAGCAACUACGGCUGGAGCUGCUGGCCUGUCAAGUGGGCACCACCGGGAAGCAUGGGCUACCAAAGGCCCCUCCUAUGAGGACUUAUAUACUCAGAAUGUUGUCAUUAACAUGGAUGACCAAGAAGAUCUUCAUCGAGCCUCACUGGAGGGGAAAUCUGCCAAAGAGAGACCCAUUUGGUUGAGAGAGAGCACUGUCCAAGGAGCAUUUGGUUCUGAAGAGAUGAAGGAAGGUGGCUUAGAUAUAGAUGCAUUUCAAGAUCGUGAGGAAGGCCGUGCAGGGCUGGAUGAUAACGAGGAGGUUAUGCGAGCACUGCUCAUUCAUGAGAAGAAGACCCCCUCUGCUACUGCUGGCUCAGUGGGGGCGGCUGCUCCUGUGACCGCUGCCAAUGGCAGUGACUCGGAGAGUGAGACCAGUGAGUCAGACGAUGACUCCCCACCUCGUCCAGCUGCUGUGGCUGCACAUCACCGAGAGGAUGACGAGGAGGACGAUGAGUUUGAGGAAGUAGCAGAUGACCCCAUUGUUAUGGUGGCUGGUCGUCCAUUCUCGUACAGCGAAGUGAGCCAGCGGCCAGAGCUGGUGGCACAGAUGACACCAGAGGAGAAGGAAGCGUACAUAGCAAUGGGACAACGCAUGUUUGAGGACCUCUUUGAAUGAUCUGUCCCUACAUUUUCCUCCUUUCUCUAAAGCUCAUUUCAAAAAGAAAGUACCUACCUUUGAAGAAAAGUAUUUAAGUGGCUUUCUGCCCUUCUUGAUGUAAAGUGACUGUUAAUCUUGCGCCAAAAAAAAAACAAAAAACACUGGGAGAGAAAGAUUGAUUUUUAUGACAGAAACUUUCCCAAAAGGUAGGUUGGCUACAAGCGUUCCUUUUCCCAUUACUACUACAGUAUUGCCAUUUUACUGUAUUUUCUUAUCUAAUCCUUUUCCUUUCCUUUUUAAGACACAUUCUUCUCCCUUGUGAAAUAAAUAAGGGAAGUCUUAAGGUAAAUUCUUUCUGUCUGCCUGCAGAAGCCCACUAUGACAGGUUACAGUAAUUCACUGAUCACAUUUUUUAAAAAUCUAUUCUGAGCCAGCAUUCCAAACAAUUCCUGGUAUUGCUGCAAACCAAAGCAGCUUGCCAACAGCAAAUCAUUUGAUGAGGGACAAAACAAUCUUAAAAUUCAAUUGAGGAUGAUGUCAAUAAGUAAGGGGAAGUUGGGAAUGUGUGUGGAAGAGGGAUGGAUAUGCCUAAAUCUUAUGAUUAAUAUCUAAACCAAAAUUUGUGUAUUUAGAACUGACCUGACUGGAAGAGUCUAUUGUUUUGCUUAUUGCCUUUUGGUUUGUAUGUUGGAUGAUAGAAAGCAGAAAGUAUUUUGGUAAACUCUUAUGAAGAAAUUAGGAAAAAAACAAACA